AGAUCUGCAAAUAGUUUAUUAUCGAUCCACGUGGGAUUGAUUGAGUUGUACCGUUGAAGGUGGUGGAGCUGAGACGUGAAGUUUCCGAAAAUGCUGUUUCUCUUUUUAUACGCAACCGUCGCUCACCGGUUGCUAAGCAACGUCACAACGCCGCAGCAAGUCCGUUAACUAACGUUGCAAAUGAAUGUCGCCUCGUCGGUGAGCCGCUGUCCUCCGCUUACUGACCGAACGGGCCCGGUUCUGGUGUUGAUAAAAGCCGAAUUAAACGCUCCCGGCGGAAGUGGACAUGGGGUCCGAGUCGGUGACGGUGGUGGUCCGGUGCCGGCCCCUGAACGCCCGGGAGCGGGCCCUCGCCUCGGACGUGGUGCUGUCCGUGGACCCGCGCCGGUGCCAGUGCUCCAUAGAGAAGCCCGGGGCGGCGGACGAGCCCCCCAAACACUUCACCUUCGACGGCACCUACUUCCUGGACCAGACCACCGAGCAGAUGUACAACGAGGCCGCCUACUCCUUGGUCGAGGGCGUCACUGAGGGAUACAACGGGACAAUCUUCGCCUACGGACAAACUGGGAGUGGGAAGUCUUUCACCAUGCAGGGGGUGUCCCAUCCCGCCGCGCAGAGGGGGGUCAUCCCGAGGGCCUUUGAGCACAUCUUCGAGAGUAUUCAGUGUGCAGAAAACACAAAAUUCCUGGUGAGGGCCUCGUACCUGGAGAUCUACAAUGAAGAGAUCCGAGACCUGUUGGGUAGUGACACCAAACACAGAUUGGAGCUGAGAGAGCAUCCGGAGCGAGGCGUGUACGUGCGGGACCUCUCCAUGCACACGGUGCACAGCGUGGGGGAGUGCGAGACAAUCGUAGAGCGAGGGUGGCGGAACCGGGCGGUGGGCUACACGCUGAUGAACAAGGACUCGUCGCGCUCGCACUCCAUCUUCUCCAUCCAUUUGGAGAUCUACAACACCGAUGCAGGCGGCCAGGACCGCCUACGAGCAGGUAAACUCAACCUCGUCGACCUGGCCGGAAGCGAGCGUCAGUCUAAGACCGGCGCCACGGGGGAGCGACUCCGCGAGGCCACCAAGAUCAACCUCUCGCUCUCGGCCCUGGGCAACGUCAUCUCGGCGCUGGUGGACGGCCGCUCCAAGCACGUCCCCUACCGGGACUCCAAGCUGACCCGGCUGCUGCAGGACUCCCUGGGAGGAAACACGCGCACCUUGAUGAUCGCCUGUCUCUCGCCCGCGGACAACAACUACGAGGAAAGCCUGAGCACGCUGCGCUACGCCAACCGGGCCAAGAGCAUCCAGAACCGGCCUCGUAUCAACGAGGACCCCAAGGAUGCUCUGCUCCGGGAGUAUCAGGAGGAGAUCAGGAAGUUGCGGGCCCUCAUCUCAGGCAAGCUGGGCACCGCUGACCUUGCGCCUCUGCUGGCUGGUCCGUUGUCCGAGGCGUCCCCCGCUGUUCCUUCGAGGCCGCAAUCCACCAACACAGAAGCAGAGAAGAUUAAAGAGGCCACUGCGGAGUACGAAGUGAGGCUGGCCAAGUUGCAGGCCGACUACAACGCAGAGCAGGAGUGCAAGGCGAAGCUGCAGGAGGACAUCGCCGCGCUGCGUUCCUCCUGCCAAUCCCAGCUGCCCCGUUUGGAAAAGUCUCCGGCCAGCAGGGGGGGCCCCGUCCCAAAGAAUGGGAACAGAACAGCAUCUCCACAACCGAGCUCCAGCUGUGUGACAGAGGAUGUUGUGGCAGAGUUACACAUGGAGAAAGUCCUCCGACCAAGGUACUGUCCACCGGCCCCUCCCCUCACUGAUCCACAUCACCCAAAAGCAAUGAUAGCUGCCAUGAAAAUAGAACCAUGGAUUGUGAAACUCACGGGGUGUUAUUUCCUCACGUCGGUGAGCCAGCUCGCCGAACCAGCAGUCCGUGUCCAAAAUACCCCUCCGGACCAGCAACACGUCCUGGAACGACUGCAGCAGCUGGAACAGCAGGUGGUCGGAGGGGAGCAGGCCAGGAACAACGAGUUAAAGCAACGACAGAAGCAGAGGAAGAACCUCGCCGACCAGAGAAAAGUCCACCUCAUCCGCGCCCUGUCCGAGGACAGUGAGGACAGUGAAAGCGUGCUGCUGAACGUCUACAACUCCAUCCAGGAAGAGGUGCAUGCAAAGAGUCAAGCUCUGGUCAAGGUCCAGGGCAAGCUGAAAGCAGCCAAACUGGAGAUCCGUGACCUGCAGGCCGAGUUCGAGGUGGAGAGGGACGACUACCUGGCCUCCAUCCGGCGGCUGGAGAGGGACGGCCUCCUGCUGCACGGCCUGCUGGAGCGGAUGGUGCCCCUGGUGCGCCGCGACUGCAACUACAGCAACCUGGACCGCUUGAAGAAAGAAGCCGCCUGGGACGAGGAGGGCGCCACCUGGAGGUUGCCUGACGUGGUGGUGCAGAAAACGACCCUGCCUGCAGCGGUGACUCUGAAGCUUUCAGCCGGAAGGGCUUCGGCGGGGGACAGCGGAGAGCCGUCCACGCAGGCCGAUGAGGAGGAGGUGGAGGAGGAGGAGGGGGACCGGUACAAGGAGAUGCUGGACCGCAGCGACAGCGAGAACAUCGCCAGCAGCUACUUCAGGUCAAAGAGAGCGAUCCAUCUGCUGGGACGGGACGCGGCCAGGGGACACGUCCUCCACCCUCCUCCCCUGGUUAGGGGGGCCGUGACCCCGCCCAUCUGCACCGACUCCGCCCUGCCGCGUCCCUUCCGCCUGGAGUCGCUGGACGUCCCGGUGUCCAACGGCAAAGUGAGGCGCAAAAAGAGCAAAUCUCACAUCCACAACGAAGGGAUUUGAAAAGGUUCUUUUCCCGUCACUUUACUACUUUAUUUUGGAUUUUAAAAACUACUCUCACACAGUUUUUCAAAUUCCUGAAUAUAUUUAUUGAUUUUCAUAUUCACUGCAAACCAAAAAUGUUGAGGCCCAUUUCCGCCACGCCGUGAGUCUGGGUGUCAGGUUUUUAUUCACUAUGUCAAUGUUGAUUUUGAACAAAAUACUACCUACAGUGUGAUACUUGUUGUACCUUCACACCUUCACACUUGUUAUUCCUUCCCUGUGAGACUCAAAGUCCAGAUGCCACGUUUAACUUCUGAUGUGUUUGGCCGUUGCUAAAUUUGUAAACCAACAGUUAUUUUUCUAACUUCUAAAGUUCUUGCUGCUGAAUAGAAUAAAUAAAAUGAAUGAAUGUA
Molecule: messenger RNA, 3204 nt
Organism: Gasterosteus aculeatus aculeatus (three-spined stickleback)
Lineage: Eukaryota; Metazoa; Chordata; Actinopteri; Perciformes; Gasterosteidae
Source: RefSeq, a predicted model, not a curated record